AUGUCACAGCAGAAGCAGCAAUCUUGGGAGCCUCCAAAUGCUCCCAAAUCCUCCCCUCCCCAGUGCCCAAACCCCUGCCUGGCUCCCUGCUCUGCCCCUUGUGGUACUCCCUGUUCAGGAGGCUGUCAUUCCAGUUCCCAAAGGUCCAGGGCUCAGAACCCCACCUGCUCUAGGAGGGCUCGAAGAAAGCCUCGCUGCCUCAGAGGUGGCACAACCUACCACUGCAAAGAGGAGGAGUGUUAA
Messenger RNA from Galeopterus variegatus (Sunda flying lemur), 243 nucleotides. RefSeq names its product late cornified envelope 6A (gene LCE6A). The transcript has a single exon. The record is from RefSeq and is a predicted model, not a curated record. Bases 1 to 243 code for a protein of 80 amino acids. Lineage: Eukaryota; Metazoa; Chordata; Mammalia; Dermoptera; Cynocephalidae.